AUGUGGAAAUCCGGAGGAGAAGAUUUGCAAGGUUUCUUUCCAGUAAGACCAGAAUGUCAAGCAGAUGUUCCAAGGACCCGUUUUAAAUCAAGGGCUGGAAAAACUCUAAGUGCUAGGAGAUGGCACGCUGCGUUUACUGAAGAUGGUCAUUUGGAUAUGGAAAAAGUGCUUAGGCGUAUCCAGCGUGGAGGAAUUCAUCCUUCGAUCAAAGGCGCGGUUUGGGAGUUUCUGUUAGGAUGCUACGAUCCAGACAGCACUUUUGAGGAAAGGAGCAAGCUGAGGAAUCGAAGAAGGGAGCAGUACGGUGCGUGGAAAGAAGAAUGUAAGAAAAUGGUUCCUGUCAUUGGCAGCGGCAAGUUCAUCACGAUGGCUGUGGUUUCAGAAAAUGGGAAUCCAAUAGAUGAAUCUUCCGUAGAAAAUCAAGGAUGGGUUGUCAAAAACGCCAUUACUAACGAGAGAGUGCUCCAGUGGAUGCUCUCACUGCAUCAGAUCGGCCUUGACGUUGCUAGAACAGAUCGGUAUCUCUCCUUUUAUGAGAAUGAUCGAAAUCAGUCGAAACUAUGGGAUGUUCUUGCCAUAUAUACGUGGUUGAAUCUUGAUAUCGGUUAUGUUCAAGGAAUGAAUGAUAUAUGUUCCCCAAUGAUAAUCCUCUUUGACGAUGAAGCCGAUGCUUUCUGGUGCUUUGAGCGUGCCAUGCGAAGACUGAGAGAAAAUUUCAGGGCAACAGCAACGUCAAUGGGUGUCCAGACUCAGCUAGGUGUGCUCUCACAGGUCAUUAAAACAGUUGAUCCUCGGCUCCACCAACAUCUAGAGGAUCUCGAUGGUGGGGAGUAUCUGUUUGCUAUUCGGAUGUUGAUGGUUCUUUUCAGGAGAGAAUUCUCCUUCCUCGACGCUUUGUACCUUUGGGAGAUGAUGUGGGCUAUGGAGUACAAUCCAACCAUGUUUGCAACAUACGAGGAACUAGAAGACCGGAACAACGCAGCAGACGAUCCCAAGUUACGCAAACGGUAUGGCAAGUUUGAGAGGAAGUACCUCCACAACGGACAGAAUGAGCAACAUGGCAAUACGCUUGCUGUUUUCGUGGUCGCAAGCGUUCUCCAGACAAAGAACAAACGUCUCCUGAAGGAAGCUAAAGGCCUAGACGACGUUGUUCAGAUAUUAGGAGACAUUGCAGGUAAUCUUGAUGCGAAAAAAGCCUGUAAAGAAGCGUUGAAGAUCCAUGAAAAAUUCCUUAAAAAGGCUAAUAGGCAAUAA
Molecule: messenger RNA, 1254 nt
Organism: Microthlaspi erraticum
Lineage: Eukaryota; Viridiplantae; Streptophyta; Magnoliopsida; Brassicales; Brassicaceae
Source: the annotation of a GenBank genome assembly